Peniophora sp. CBMAI 1063 is the source of this 477-nucleotide messenger RNA. The record is from the annotation of a GenBank genome assembly. NCBI's taxonomy places the organism in Eukaryota, Fungi, Basidiomycota, Agaricomycetes, Russulales, Peniophoraceae.
AUGUCUCUCGCGCGUACUGCCCUCCGCGGCGUCGCGCGCUCGCCAGCGGCUGCUGUGCCGGCCGCGCGUAGGCCAUACAGUGCCGCGCACGAUGACCACCACGACCACCACGAGGAGGAUACCACCGUCUAUCCCCCAGAAGGCUUCAACUCUCGCGGAUGGAUCUACACAAUUGCCGGUAUCGCCGGUGUCGUCGCGUUCUACAAAUACGCGCCCUCGCAGGACUCGGACAACCGCUUGAAGAGGUGGAUCCAGGCGCGGGUCGAGCAGGCGAAGAAUCUGCAGGACAGAGGCGACCAGCAUCUUGCGCUCUCGACUGAGAACCAGGACGGCAUUCUGACUGUCCAGAGUGCGCGUCGUCCGUCGUCUUACCGCCUUCGCCAUCCUGAGGUCAUCGGCUCUGCGUCUCCUUUCAGUGUGCCUGUUGGUUCUCAGGUCGACUUGAGCGGUGUCCGUGUAAAGGCAGACCACGCGUAA